AUAUUGAUCUGACGGGAAAUUGAAGUCACCUCUUUUUUAAAUGUAAAUGAAACUUUAUCUAGAAAUGAACAUCACAUGGCUGUAAAAUCAUAUGAUUUCUACUGUAUAAAUGUGCAAAGUGCUGAAAGACAGCAUCUGUUAGCAGGUAAGAGAGCUUUUAUUGCUGGUGUUGCUGAUGAUAAUGGAUAUGGUUGGGCAAUAGCAAAGUCUCUUGCAGCUGCAGGAGCUGAAAUUCUUGUUGGGACAUGGGUGCCGGCACUUAACAUUUUUGAGAGCAGUCUAAUACGUGGGAAAUUUGAUGAAUCAUGCAUAUUGCCUGAUGGUUCUUUAAUGGAAAUUACCAAAGUCUAUCCCCUGGAUGCAGUUUAUGACUGCCCCAAGGACGUACCUGAAGAUGAGGUUGUUGAAUCUGUGAAAAAGGAUUUUGGCGGCAUUGACAUCCUCGUUCAUUCACUAGCAAAUGGACCAGAGGAGGUUGCUGGAUCUGUGAAAAAGGAUUUUGGCAGCAUUGACAUCCUUGUUCAUUCACUAGCAAAUGGACCAGAGGUAAGCAAACCACUUUUAGAGACAUCAAGGAACGGAUAUCUUGCAGCUCUCUCUGCAUCUAGUUACUCUUUUGUUUCUUUACUUAAGCAUUUUGCUCCAAUCAUGAAUCCAGGUGGUGCUUCAAUAUCUCUAACAUACAUCGCUUCUGAAAGGAUUAUCCCAGGAUAUGGUGGGGGCAUGAGUUCUGCAAAGGCUGCAUUGGAGAGUGAUACACAAGUGCUGGCUUUCGAAGUUGGAAGAAAACAUAAAAUCAGAGUCAACACAAUAUCUGCAGGUCCAUUAAGAAGUCGUGCUGCUAAAGCAAUUGGAUUUAUCGAUAUGAUGAUUGAUUAUUCACUGGCUAAUGCACCACUGCAGAAAGAACUUUCAGCCGAGGAGGUGGGGAAUGCUGCUGCCUUUCUGGCAUCACCUUUGUCCUCGGCAAUCACCGGUGCUGUUGUGUACGUCGACAAUGGUCUGAAUGCAAUGGGAGUGGGAGUUGACAGUCCAAUAUUUGAAAACCUUGAUAUUCCAAAAGAUAAAUAAAGCUAUGUUGUGACUUGUGAGUGGUACAAUAUCUGAGAACCUUGAUUUUCAUAAACAUGACCAGAGCUAGUGUUGAGGUUUCGUGGAUCACGUUUGGUGCAUUUUAUUGAGUACAAUGAUUUAGCAGUAAUAAACUGUUUCGAGGAUC
Rubroshorea leprosula is the source of this 1219-nucleotide messenger RNA. NCBI's taxonomy places the organism in Eukaryota, Viridiplantae, Streptophyta, Magnoliopsida, Malvales, Dipterocarpaceae. The record is from the annotation of a GenBank genome assembly.